CGAAGCCGGCGCCGCGGCCGCCUGCCGCCCGGGAUCUGCUCGCUGUGUUUUUUUGCUUUCUCCAUUCUUCCUUAAAAAAAAAAAAAAAAAGCAAAACAAAACCAGCCAGCCAGCCAACCAAGAAUCCGGUUUGUUGAUCGCCUUGGUUUUUUUUUUUUUCACCGUUUGCGGGAUUUGCAAACCGAGUUACAUGCAUGUCCAGUGGGGGUAGGUUUAAUUUUGACGAUGGAGGGUCCUACUGCGGAGGCUGGGAGGACGGCAAGGCGCACGGCCAUGGCGUCUGCACCGGCCCCAAGGGCCAAGGCGAAUACACCGGCUCGUGGAGCCACGGCUUCGAGGUGCUGGGCGUCUACACCUGGCCCAGCGGCAACACGUACCAGGGCACUUGGGCGCAGGGCAAGCGCCACGGCAUCGGCCUGGAGAGCAAGGGGAAGUGGGUGUACAAGGGCGAGUGGACGCACGGAUUUAAGGGGCGCUACGGGGUGCGGGAGUGCACGGGCAACGGGGCCAAGUAUGAAGGCACCUGGAGCAACGGGCUGCAGGACGGCUACGGGACCGAGACCUACUCCGACGGAGGGACCUACCAGGGCCAGUGGGCCGGCGGCAUGCGCCAGGGCUACGGCGUGCGGCAGAGCGUCCCCUACGGCAUGGCGGCCGUCAUCCGCUCGCCCCUGAGGACGUCCAUCAACUCCCUGCGCAGCGAGCACACCAACGGCGCCGCACUGCACCCCGACGCGUCCCCGGCGGCCGGCAGCCCGGCCGUGUCCCGCGGCGGCUUCGUGCUGGUGGCGCACAGCGACUCCGACAGCCUCAAGAGCAAGAAGAAGGGGCUGUUCCGGCGCUCGCUGCUCAGCGGCCUGAAGCUGCGCAAGUCCGAGUCCAAGAGCAGCCUGGCCAGCCAGCGCAGCAAGCAGAGCUCGUUCCGCAGCGAGGCGGGCAUGAGCACCGUCAGCUCCACGGCCAGCGACAUCCACUCCACCAUCAGCCUGGGCGAGGGCGAGGCCGAGCUGGCCGUCAUCGAGGACGACAUCGACGCCACCACCACCGAGACCUACGUGGGCGAGUGGAAGGGCGACAAGCGCUCGGGCUUCGGCGUCAGCCAGCGCUCGGACGGGCUCAAGUACGAGGGCGAGUGGGCCGCCAACAGACGGCACGGCUACGGCUGCAUGACGUUCCCCGAC
This is a messenger RNA of Suricata suricatta (meerkat), 1181 nucleotides long. Its product is annotated as junctophilin-3. The transcript has 2 exons. Lineage: Eukaryota; Metazoa; Chordata; Mammalia; Carnivora; Herpestidae. Gene Ontology annotation, cellular component: junctional membrane complex; endoplasmic reticulum membrane; plasma membrane. Gene Ontology annotation, biological process: regulation of synaptic plasticity. The record is from RefSeq and is a predicted model, not a curated record. The annotation marks the transcript as partial.